Messenger RNA from Vicia villosa (hairy vetch), 1241 nucleotides. RefSeq lists its product as uncharacterized. The transcript is spliced from 5 exons. NCBI's taxonomy places the organism in Eukaryota, Viridiplantae, Streptophyta, Magnoliopsida, Fabales, Fabaceae. The coding region runs from base 50 to 1027 and encodes 325 amino acids. The record is from RefSeq and is a predicted model, not a curated record.
GACUUUUCACAUACUCUUCUCAUCACUCCACCUUCCUCUCCUCAACACAAUGGGUCGAAAACCCAAACGUUCCAAGAUCAAUGUCAUGCUUCGCUCUCACUCGUCUGAAAAGGCACUUCCUUAUGGGAAGUUUGCAGAAGGUUCUAGUGAAAACAUAAAUCAAACAAAGGAAUUAAAUUCUCAACCUAUGAGUUCCCCGUCAAUGCAAAUGAAUCAAUCCGUGGCCGAUGUGGAGGCAAAUCUUGUGAGAACAGCACCACAUGGACAAGUCAACCAGGUAGGUAAACAUCGAAAGAAGUAUGCUACAGUCUCAAGAAAAAUGUUAAAGUGUGGUGCUUCUGUGAGGCGGUCAGAACGCAUUAAAAGCGGAGUUGCUAACUCUCCCAACCCGAAGCAAGGUGCUGAAUGCAUUGUAGAUGUAACUGUUAGUGACAGUGAGGUAGAUGAACUAGAAACUCAAGCUGAGCAAGUGUUACCACGGCCAAAGCCAACAGAUACUCAAAUUGAGCUACUGCAAGUAUUGCCACCACAGAAUACUCAAGUUGAACGUGUUUUACCGCAGCCAAAUGCUCAAACUGAACAAGCAUUGCCAGAGUCUCAGCCUGAUUUAAGUGAAAAAGGCUUGGAUGAAAAAGUUGAAUAUGCCUUACAGGAAAUAAAAGCUUUGCAUAAGAUCAUAGAGUUGUUGAAAUCCAAGGUCGAUGGAAAUGUUAACUCAUGUGAAGCCCCGUCAACAGCAUCUUUCAGUUACCGGACCAUGUACAUUGAUUCACAAAAGAAGAUUGAAGCUUUAUCAAAAGAAAAUCAACAACUAAAAGAAGAACUGGAAAAUGCUCUAGGAAAAGUUGAAAUGUGUGAGAAGGAGAAUGGUGUUUUAAGUGAACUAUUGAACAAAAUGAAGGAUACAGUUAAUCAACAGCUUUCAAAUGUGGCAAAAACCACUGAAGCCGCAGUUUUUGCAUCAACUCAAGAGAUCGACAAUGCAUAUUCAGUUUCUGCAGCUAAAAGAAAGAAAAAUGAAGGCUGAUGAAGGAAAGAAAUCCACAAUGCAUAUUCAGCUCCUGCAGCUAAAAGAAAGAGAAUUGAAGGCUGAUGAAGGAAGAGCUAAUGCUGCAUAAUGUUUUUUUGUAUCAUAUUACAAACUUGACACCUAAUGGUGCUUGAUCUGGACUUUGUGCCUAACUUUUUAAACUUGUUUUUUGUAUGGGUUGUUGUUGCUUUAACACAAUGUUUUGAAAUUG